UCAACAACUUGCUCUGUGGUGUUAAACUGUCACAUUAUUUUGUGAUUACAGAUUUGUAUUUUGUGAACAAAAUAUAGUUUAAUGUUUGGUUUUACCAUUUAUUGAAAUUGAUUCCGUUUUAAGAUAAUAUAUCUUCUACCAAAAUAAAAAUGUCGUCACCCUUAGAAAAUCUGGAAACCCAACUAGAAAUGUUUAUUGAAAAUGUACGACAAAUACGCAUUAUUGUUAGUGAUUUUCAACCACAGGGGCAAAGUGUUUUGAAUCAGAAAAUUCAGUCUUUGGUAACAGGCUUACAAGAAGUGGAUAAAUUGAAGUCCCAGGUUCAUGACAUACAUGUGCCAACAGAAGUUUUUGAUUACAUUGAUCAAGGUCGCAACCCACAGUUGUACACAAAAGAUUGCAUAGACAAAGCUUUAGCUAAAAAUGAGGAGGUGAAAGGUAAGAUUGAUUCCUACAAACGCUUCAAGAGUCAUCUACUAUCGGAGCUUUCGAAAACCUUCCCCAAUGAAAUCACUAAAUACAAAGCAAUGAGGGGCGGAGAGUGAUUUAUAAAAACAUCACGAAAGCAAGUAUUAAGUUUCUCAAAAUAGAUGUAAUUUUAUAUUUAAGUUAUGUAUGUGUCUCAAUAAAAAACAAAACUCAAAA
Colias croceus (clouded yellow) is the source of this 645-nucleotide messenger RNA. It is a transcript of the gene MED10, whose product is annotated as mediator of RNA polymerase II transcription subunit 10. Bases 150 to 545 code for a protein of 131 amino acids. NCBI's taxonomy places the organism in Eukaryota, Metazoa, Arthropoda, Insecta, Lepidoptera, Pieridae. The record is from RefSeq and is a predicted model, not a curated record. Gene Ontology annotation, biological process: positive regulation of transcription by RNA polymerase II. Gene Ontology annotation, cellular component: chromatin; mediator complex. The transcript has 3 exons. Gene Ontology annotation, molecular function: transcription coregulator activity.